Molecule: messenger RNA, 960 nt
Organism: Lactuca saligna
Lineage: Eukaryota; Viridiplantae; Streptophyta; Magnoliopsida; Asterales; Asteraceae
Source: the annotation of a GenBank genome assembly
AUGGAAUACAAUUUGAUUUGCUGCCUUUCUUAUAUGCCGAAGGUUUCCGCCCCCGGACUAAGAGUAGUAGUGAUGGUUAAGCAUAACAAUGUUAUCCCAAACGGACACUUUAAGAAGCAUUGGCAGAACUAUGUGAAGACAUGGUUCAACCAACCUGCCCGUAAAACAAGGAGACGCAAUGCCAGGCAAGCAAAGGCUGUUAAAGUAUUUCCAAGGCCAGCUGGAUCACUUCGUCCUCAGGUUCAUUGUCAAACCUUGAAAUACAACAUGAAACUUAGGGAGGGCCGUGGAUUUUCUCUUGAAGAGUUGAAGGGUGCAGGUAUUCCAAAGAAACUUGCUCCAACAAUUGGUAUUGCUGUAGAUCAUCGUCGUAGGAACCGUUCUUUGGAAGGUUUGCAAGCGAAUGUCCAGAGGCUAAAAACCUUUAAGGCUAAGCUAGUAAUCUUCCCAAGGCGUGCAAGGAAAACUAAGGCGGGUGACUCAACACCUGAGGAGCUUGCAAAUGCUACUCAAGUGCAAGGUCAAGUGUUACCAAUUGUGAGGGAGAAGCCAGUUGUUGAACUUGUGAAGAUUACUGAAGAGAUGAAAUCAUUCAAUGCUUACGCUAAACUUCGUGUUGAAAGAACAAACAAACGUCACUUGGGUGCUCGCCUCAAGAGGGCUGCAGAGGCCGAGAAGGAAGAAAAAAAAUAAUAACCAAAAUUAUAUUUUUCGAUGUUUUUUUUUUUUUUUUUUUUUUUUUUUUUUUUUUUUUUUAAUUUCAAAUAUGUUUAAAGAUUCUGCUUUGGAGACCUUGUGGUUGGUUUGGUUUUGUGUUUAAUUGUUUUGAAUUAGUUGCUUCGCUAAUCAUACGAAACACCCACUGCAAAUAAUCUUUUUGUUUGUGAAAUUUAGAAAGAACCACAUUAUUUAAUUUUUAAAGUUUUAACCGCUAUAUGGCUGAAAUCUAGAAAAAACAUG